Molecule: messenger RNA, 870 nt
Organism: Cydia splendana
Lineage: Eukaryota; Metazoa; Arthropoda; Insecta; Lepidoptera; Tortricidae
Product: retinol dehydrogenase 13-like
Exons: 1
Coding region: 1-870 (289 amino acids)
Source: RefSeq, a predicted model, not a curated record
AUGACAUCGGGAAAAUGUACAUGCAAAACAAAGCUUAAUAACAAAGUGGUCAUCGUGACUGGCGCAAAUACAGGAAUCGGAUUCGAAACAGCAAAAGAUCUCGCCCGGCGCGAAGCUAAGGUCAUACUCGCUUGCAGAGACCAAGCGAAGGGCAUCAGAGCGAGAGACGAUAUUAUUAAGGCCACCGGCAAUCACAAUGUUGUUUACAAACAUCUAGACCUAGCGUCAUUCAAGUCUGUACGGACUUUUGCUUCACAAAUUCUCGAGACAGAGACCCAUAUCCAUGUCCUUAUUAACAACGCUGGCACUGGGAAACUAGAUAAUUCACUAACCGAAGAUAACCUCCCUGUAGAAAUGCAAAUCAACCAUUUCGGUCCCUUUCUUCUAACGAAAUUGCUUCUACCAAUGAUCAAAACGUCUUCUCCGAGUAGGAUAAUCAACGUGUCCUCCCUGCUGCAUCGAUAUGGCACGAUAGACUUGGAUAAUAUCCACAAACCGGCAAAAAGAUGGCUGCAGCAUUCUCGAGUGUACUCCAACUCCAAGCUGGCUAACGUGCUGUUUACGAAGAGGCUGAGCCGCGACCUGCUGGGCACGGGGGUGACCGUCAACUGCCUGCACCCAGGCGCUGUCAGCACGGAUAUAUUUCGCCACCAACCAGCACUUUCCAGAUUCCUAAUUAGUCUCGUUUUCAAACUACCUGAGGAGGGAGCUCAAACCUCAAUCCACCUAGCCGUAUCGCCGGAACUGUGUGAUGUUACGGGGAAAUACUUUUCAGAUUGCAUUGAAACGGCAUCAUCCUGUCGCUCCGAAGAUAAAGAACUCGCGGACAAGCUGUGGGAGCUUUCCGACAAAAUUACCAAGGAAAAAUAA